This is a messenger RNA of Pochonia chlamydosporia 170, 1425 nucleotides long. RefSeq lists its product as hypothetical. The coding region runs from base 1 to 1425 and encodes 474 amino acids. Lineage: Eukaryota; Fungi; Ascomycota; Sordariomycetes; Hypocreales; Clavicipitaceae. The transcript has 4 exons. The record is from RefSeq and is a predicted model, not a curated record.
AUGAAAAGCGGUUGGGUGUACGCGGCUGCGUCUACAGUUCUGGUGGUACCUGUGCUGGGGACGUCGAUACCACAAGUUCGCAACGAUGCCUCGACGGCCUUUGUGACGCUGAGCAUCCCGAAAAACGUGGGAGAAGCAGAACCUCUUACGCUUCGCCUUGAUAUCGGAAAGUCCAAAGUACCCUGCGGUCAUGGAGACCUCACAAUCAACGGCCAGAAACUCGCACAAGAUGACAACGGCAACGGCCAGGGCACUCUCGCGGCGCACCGGAAUGGCAACUUUACCGCCAAUUGGGCCUUUAGCUGUAACCCCGACUCUUUGGGCAUGGGCAUGUUGAAAAUGCAAGUCACAGAAUUAGACGGUUUAGAAAUCGCCCCGUUCAACUUCUCCACGACAUUCACGCAAACAAACCCCCGGAAAAUCACCAUCGACAACGCAGCCGUAGUAAACCACGUCCACAAACUCCCCCAUGAAAACUUCGAAAGUACACAGACAUCUCUCCAGGGCAAACUGCACGCAAAAAUUCACGACUUAGACGUUCUACGCAUAAAAGCGCGGCAGCUGGAAAACUCAAUUAUUUCGCAGGAGAACAAAAUUGCAGAAUUACUGGGUCAGAAGAAACCGUCGUCGAUCCAGGACUGCGAUAACCUGGAGUGUGUGCUCGAGGGGCUGGGUGAGAAGUUUCGAGAUGCGGCUGAGAAACUUGGUGGUGAUGUGGAGGAGUUGAAGGAGUUUAUUGCGCAUUCUAGGGAUGAGUCUCUGCCGGUUCCGCCUGAAGAUUACGAGUAUUGGUUUGAUGAUGAGGCGGAUGAUAAUAAGGCUGAGGAGUAUGAUUUGAAAAAGCACGCAGGGAAAUGGACGUGGGCUGAUCAGAUGCCUCUUAAUGGAGAGGCAGUUGAUGUUAAAAUCACUACACAUCCUCCUCCACAACCACCCCUCGUCAUGGCAAUCGCACUAUCCGUAAUAGGCCUCUGCCUCCUAUCCACAAUCUUCAUGCUCCGCCUCCACCGCAAAACCACCCCCAGAGCCAUAGACAACGAAAAAGUCCUCUUCUCAGAACGUCCCACCCGGCCCAAGAAAGAAUCAUGGUCUGAGCGCCGAGCUCGUCGAAAAGCCCGCAGGCAAGCUAUCAAAGAAUAUGUCGCCAACAUCUUCACCCGGUGGAGGACUCAGCCCGCACCAGUAAUAGAGUGCAGUAUAGAAGAGGAAUUUGCGUCGUUCAGGGAAGCAGUUAGUGUGGUGGAUAGUCUUGUUGCCGCGGAGGAGGGCAGGAAUAGAGAGGUCCCGCGGUAUACCCCUUGUGAGUAUGGCCAUUUUAGAGAUGAUGAGAGUUUGCCGCCGUAUGAGAGUGAGGAUGAGUCGCCGGUGGCGGAUGGGUUGAGGUAUGGAGGUGGCGGGGAUGAUAGGUUGGGGUAUGGGAAGUGA